This is a messenger RNA of Achroia grisella, 3172 nucleotides long. It is a transcript of the gene Snup, whose product is annotated as snurportin-1. Gene Ontology annotation, molecular function: protein binding. Gene Ontology annotation, cellular component: nucleus; cytoplasm. The transcript has 9 exons. Gene Ontology annotation, biological process: snRNA import into nucleus. The record is from RefSeq and is a predicted model, not a curated record. Bases 47 to 1249 code for a protein of 400 amino acids. NCBI's taxonomy places the organism in Eukaryota, Metazoa, Arthropoda, Insecta, Lepidoptera, Pyralidae.
AACGACAUGUCAUUUGCUAAAGAUUUAAAGAAACACUGAUUACAAAAUGGAUGAAGUACUUGAAAGAUUAGAGACAACACUCAUCAGUGAAGAUGAAAAAAACGGUACCAAAACUAAUUUCGAAAACCUAUAUAAAUAUUCUGGGAGAUUGGGAAAUCAAGAAGAAAGACGAAAAGAAAUUUUGGAAAUUCAGAAAAGCAAUCGGAAUGACAAAGUGGACAGAUUUCGGGGUAUUUUGGAGCUUGUAAAUGCUGUGGAAGAGGAAACUAUUUUUAAAACUAGUAGAGUAUACUAUAGGCCCAAUAUCUAUGUUGCUGGAUUUAACCAGACAUCCCCGUCAUACAGCAAUGUUUUAAUGCUAUCAGAGUGGUUAAUAGAGAAACCAGUUGACUUUAAUGAUAACUGGUAUGUGACACCCUGCCCCAAAGGAAUCAGAAUGCUAGUUGUUGCACAUCAGGGUACAACAAAAUGUUACUCAAAAUAUGGACAGUUUAGAUAUGAAUUUCGGACUGAACUUCCUGGGGGUAACAGGUGUAAUGCUUUUAGAAAUAAAUGCUGUGUUUUAGACUGUUUUUACCAUGAGCCGAAUAAUACAAUGUAUAUAUUGGAUUUACUUGCAUGGAAUAAUCAACCUAUGACUGAUUGUGAAACAGAAUUCAGAUAUUUUUGGCUGGAGACCAAACUUGCUGAGACGCCUGAUCUAAAUAUGAUAAAUAAGAGAAACAAAGUUCUUUUUAGUUUGUUGCCUAAAGUUCCAUGUACUCCGGAUUUAUUUAAUAAUUUUAUGAACAAUUACCCGGCCUUUCCUGAUAAUACGCCGCCGAUAGAUGGCUUAUUGUUCUAUCACAAGAGAGCUCAUUAUGUAGCUGGCGAAACACCAUUGGUUGGUUGGCUAUUUCCUUACAUGGUGCAAGAAGUGUUGGGUUCUGAAAUAACAGUUAAUAUUAAAUACAUAAUAGAAAAACCACUGGGUUAUGUAAAACAAGCAGAUUUCAUAGAGAAAUUUGAAGCAAAAUAUCAAAAGAAGAAUACAAGCCGAUACUUCUGUAGAAAUUCUAUGGAUACUUCAGACAGUCAUCAUACUCAGACUAAGUCAUUAGAAACAAAUUCAAAUAAAAAUGGCGCCAAAGAAACAGAAAAUAUGGAAGCUGAAGAAAAUGAAAUCAAAGAAAAGAAAGCGACGACUAAGUGCGAAAAUAUGGAAUCAGAUACGGUACCAAUUAAUCAAGUACCAGAGAAGAAGAGUUAAGAAAAUAUCAAAUGAAUUACAGGAUAUGCAUAGUUUAGUAUGAAUUAUGAAACUCAUAUAUUACUCGUUAUAACGAAAAAGAUAAAUAAUUAUCAGUCCUUGUUACAACUAUUAAUUUAUGUGUAUAUGUGUGAUUUUAUUGAUUUAAGUAGCACUACCUGUAUUAAAUAAACUGUGGAAAAUUUAUGUUUUAAUUUGAUGUUCAAUUGUUUUUAGAUUGGAUCUGAUUGUAAUAGGCUAAUUAGUAAAUGUUUCGAAAUUAAAAUUAUCAUGUUUUUUGCACAUGACUUCAAUGUUUAAAUUACUGACUCACUCAAUCUAAAUAUUUAAAUUGUUGUAAACAAAUACAUUUAUAUGUCUAUAGGCACAUUUUACAAAUAAAUUAACUUAAAGGUUUAAUAGAACAUUGUGCUAUAAUUAGUUUUUUAUCUGAACGUUAGAUCCAAAAGGUGUAUCACUAGUACACUGGAAAAUGUAUUUUUAAAGCAUGAUUAUAAGUAUUAUAAUCAUUGAUCGGAGUAGGUGGAGCUAAUUAGGAUUAUUGACAUCAAACAUUAAUGUUAAUAUGGAUAAGACGCCCCAGACCAAGAAACAGACCAUUGUUUUAUUUUGUUUCAAUAAGUAAAUUAUUGUUUAAACGUGUUGCUAAUUUUAAUUAAGAUAUAAUUUCAAUUAAAUACAAAUAGUUCUUUUCGAUCAUGUUUCGAUUUAUGAGGCGUAAAUAAUAUGUAUGCCAUAAAUAAUAUGUUUUUUACAACUUAAGAAUGAUAAUGUUAAAUGAUUGUUGAUUCUUGUUAUAAGAAAUUGUUACAUUAAAAAUAUAUGUGGUCUAAUGAAUCAAGUAUUUAUAUUUAUUGGACUAUACUUUAAACCGUCCUUAUACUAUGUACUUACAGGAAGUAUAUGUUUUCUUUCUCUCUCUGUAAAAAGAAUAAAAAGGUAUUUAAGCAUUAGGGAGUAAUCUCCCUAAAUAGCUUUUUAUUAUUUUUCUACUUAAACGAAUCCGUGGGUUUCGGAUAAUGAUAGAAUAAUAUUGUCCGAAACCCACUGAUAAUAUUAUUCUAUCAUAUGGUAAGUACAUAAAAUAGCUCUACCUACUCGGGUCACUGACUAACUGGCUGAGAAGGCCUCUUCUGAUAACUGUCUAUUUGAGACUUUCUGCAUUUAUAUUUAUUAUAUCUCAUUAUUAUUUUCGUUGUUCAUAAAAUGGUUAUUAGUAAAAACUAUUCUAUUUUUAUAUGUACUGUUUUUUCUGUUGCACAUUUAAGUUAUGGACGCGGUCCUUUUAAUCGUAUCGUAUCGUUGUAUCAAACUAUUCAAUGAUACCGUUAUUAUAAAUCAAUUUCCUAUCAUGACAGAAUCAUGAGUGAAUUAUUGGUAAUACUACUAGUGCUCUCAUUGAUUACAAUGUAAUAUGUCAGAUAGAUCUACACACAGUCUCUCCUGGGUUUUGCAUUGGGUUUACUACAUGUUUUCAUUCUCCACUGUUUCUAGUAUAACGUUAGUGCAAGUGCACAAUUCCACAUACAUAAUAAAUAACUCUGGACAACACAACGCUAUCUAUUCCCACGGUACGCAGAGCUUAUGUUUUGGAUACCAGACAAUUGAUAUGAAUACUCUGAUACUUUUUUUUAUAAAUAACGUGCAAGGAAUAGAACCCGCGACCAUUGGAAGUAUAACGAUGUGGUAAAUUGCUAGAUCACCCAGGCCGUAGUAUAAAUAAUAGUAGUAAGAAUUUGCUUCCACCUUUUUGGACAACAGCUCGAAUGAAUGAAGCACACUACUUAAGACAUUAUGUGAAGAAUUAUGGAUGUUGACACCAACUACACUGACAAACAAGAAAUCGAGGGCGAUUUCUAAAUAUACUAUCAAUGAAAACCGAUUUCAAUAAUCUAUGAAAAUGUUUUUGGAAUCGGUUUUCAU